Molecule: messenger RNA, 2931 nt
Organism: Apiotrichum porosum
Lineage: Eukaryota; Fungi; Basidiomycota; Tremellomycetes; Trichosporonales; Trichosporonaceae
Exons: 3
Coding region: 1-2931 (976 amino acids)
Source: RefSeq, a predicted model, not a curated record
AUGACCGACAUCAAGACAUCAACCGUUUCUAAGGGUCCGGGCUCCACCACCAGGGACGAUGCGGCAAAGAAAGCUGGGUCAGCCGCCGGUACUGCGAAGCCUGGUGCAGCCAGCGGCAAGCCCAAGAAAGCUGGGUCAGCUGUCGACUCUGCCAAGAACACGGGUUCUCAUUCCGAGAAACCGCCCACGCCGAACGUCGACCCCAAGGCAGCGAGCACUGGCAAGGCGACCACAACGGCGGGCCAGUCUGACGCAAUGCCCCAAUCGGGAAGGGGUGACACUCACGACCUCACGAAGGCCGCCGAUGCCCUCCAGUCUGCUUUAACGGACGACGAGAAGUCCAAGCUCACUCCUGGCAAGGACUCCGGCAAAGCGACCGAGCCCCUCGAAUCUGCCUUAACAGACGAGGAAAAGUCUAAGCUGACUCCUGGGAAGGACUCUGGCAAAGCCCUCGGGAAGGGUACAACAGAGACCGCCACAAAGGAAGGCCAGACUGAUACCCAGCAAAAGGAAGAAGCAGUUGAAGGAACAGAUCCAACUGCUCAGGGUGUCGAGGGUAGUGAACAAAAUGGACAUGCCUUGAAGGAGGGUGAAGUCCCAAGCGAGGCAGAGGAUGUCCCUGAGGCCCACAUCUCAGAAGACGACCUUCCCAAGGACGACGAGGACGAGGAUGACAUUUCCGAAGGCGACCAGCUCGAGGGCGACGAGGACGAGUGUGGCAAGAAUGAAUUCGACAUUCCCGAAUACGAAGACGAUGUUCUUGAGGACGAAGGUAACCUUUCCGCGGAGGAGGGUAACAUUCGCGAAGACGACGAGGACGAGGGCGACAUCCCCGAAGGCGACGAGCUCGAGGGCGACAAGGACGAGGAUGGCGAUAAUGAAUUCGACAUUCCCGAAGACGAUGUCCUCGAGGGCGAUAUUCCUGAAGACGAGGACGACGUUCUUGAGGGCGAAGGCAACAUUACCGCGGAAGAGGGCAGCAUUCCCGAGGACGACGAGGACGAUGGCGACAUACCCGAAGGCGACGUUCCCGCAGGCGGCGUUCCCGAGGAUGACGUUCCCAAGGACGACGAGGGAGAAGUCGGGUAUGAAGCAGCUGGCGAGGGCGAGAAUGUGGCCCAAGACGUUGAAGGCGGUCUUGAGGAUGACGGAAACGGUGAGGAAGCCUCCUCCGAUAAAGUCGUCCCCGACCCCUCUGUCCUCAAGGUCCUCAAGGACGGCAGGGUGAACAAAGGUGGAAACGUGAUCGACCAGGACAACAAGAUUGUUGGUCGCGUCAAAGAGGGGGUGCUCGCAAAGCUCGUGGGAAAGCGUGUCGACGAGAACGGAGACAUCUGGAACGACAGUGGCAAAAAGGUCGGCGUCGCCGAACCGAUCCCGGACGACGAGCUUGAGGCGAUGCUUAAAGAGCCUGCGCCCUUCGAGGCCUUCCCCGACGCGGUUGUGGACCGCGAUGGAUAUGUGAUCUUCAAUGAAGAACGCGUAGGAAAGGUCACCGAGGGGGAUGUAAAGCGACUGCGCGGCAUGAAGGUCGACGAGGAUGGCGAUAUCCUUGACCGAGUCGGCAGCGUCAUCGGACAUGCCGAGCGAUGGGAGGAGGAACCAGAACCUGAGCCAGAGCCGAAGGAGGAAGAGGACCUUUCCAUUCUUGCCGGCAAACGGGUCAACAAAGGUGGCUAUGUUGUCGACAGCAGUGGCAACAUCUACGGCCGCGUCAUCGACGGCGACGUCAAGCGCAUGGUCGGUCGGAUGUGCGACAAGAAAGGCAAUAUCUUGUCCGAGGGCGGCGAUGUGCUUGGCAAGGCCGAGUUGGUUCCCGAGGGCGAGCGCGACGGCUCAAAAAGUGGACCAUUUACCGGCCUUUCCGGGUGCACUGUAGCCAAAACUGGCAAGGUGGUGGCGCCCGGCGGUGACAUUGUUGGCCGUCUCACCGAAGGCGACCCCAAGGCUCUCUCCGGCCGCGUCGUAGACGAUGAUGGCGACAUCUGCGACAAGAACGGUAAUGUCCUCGGCCAUGCGGAGCGAUGGGAGGAGGAGGAGAUCGAGAAACAGAGGGACCCGAUGUCGGGCCGCCGCGUCAACCGCGAGGGAAACGUUGUCGACGAGACCGGCAACGUUAUCGGCAAGCUGACCUCGGGCGAUCUCAGCAUCUGCUCGGGCAAGGAGAUUGACGACGACGGCGAUGUCGUCGACGGCAAGGGUGUCACGGUGGGCCAUGUAUCCCUGAUCCAGGACAUUCCGGAAUCCGAGCCCGAGGAGUCUGCCGAAGCCAAAGAGACGCGCGAGCAGGCUGAGAAGGACAAGAAGCUUGCCCAGCAGAUGGCAUACUGCGUGACGCAGACUCUCGACAAGGUCAAGCCAAUCUGCGACACGAUCACCAGAAAGAUCGAGGCAGCGGAGCGAAUGCCGAAAGAAGAGCUCGAUGAGGAGCAGUUAGUUCGCGAGGUCCGUCCCCUUAUCGAAGACGGCGGCAAACUCCUCUCCGAGGCCAAUGGCAUCAUUCGUGGCCUCGACCCGGAUGGUAGGAUCCAGCGGAACGCCAAGCAAAAGUCAGCGACGCACGAAGCCACGCCGGAGGAAUUCUUCUUGGCCGAUGUCCUCAAAGAGCUCACCGUAACCGUCGCUCAGACCAUUGAGAGCGCCAAGAGAAAGCUUGAGGGAAUGCCACACGCAAAGGACGAGCUGAACCCCCUCUGGGGUCUCCUGAACGAGCCUCUUGUUCAGAUCCUCGCCGGCGUGGGGUUGCUCCUGGGAGGCGUUCUCGGCAUUGUUGGCAGACUACUCAACGGUUUGGGGCUCGGUGGUCUCGUCAACGGACUGCUGGGCAAUCUUGGAAUUGGAACCGUUCUCGACAAGUUGGGUCUCGGGUCUGCCACAGGCAAGGGCAAGGGCAAGAAGAACCAGGGGCUUCUCGGUGGUCUCGGCUUGUAG